Molecule: messenger RNA, 573 nt
Organism: Trichoderma gamsii
Lineage: Eukaryota; Fungi; Ascomycota; Sordariomycetes; Hypocreales; Hypocreaceae
Exons: 2
Coding region: 1-573 (190 amino acids)
Source: RefSeq, a predicted model, not a curated record
AUGCACGUCUGGGCCACCUCUACGGAGCCCUCCGAGGCGUGCGCAGCGUCUUCGAUUCGCAGGUUCCGCGGUCCGGCCUUUGAGAUUUGCGCUGUAUCAGCAUCCGUGCCUGCACCCGCGCCUGGCCUCAUACCUGCCAAGUACAUGCGCGAGCCGGGCGCAGCCUGGCCCGAAGCCUGUUGGCAGGUACUCGAUACUGCUGCCCGGCCGCUGCCACUGCUCCAGGUGCUGCCAACGUCGCAGCGCCGGUGGGGACAAGGCGCGGUUAGCUCUGCUGGAGUGCUGGAGGCCCCUCAACUCCACGUUGCCUCAGUCGCAGCACCUGGCUCCAAGCACGGAGUGCCCCAUGGUCUGUGUACCCGGUACCUGCACGCCGACCGCCGGCCGAGUAUCUCUCCCGGCCACUACCUUGCCGUAGGUUUUCACCUAUUGAACCUUGCCCGUCUCCCCCAACCGCUGCCGAGCGCCUCGACGUGCCUGGAACUCGUUGCACCGGGUCACGAGGCUUGCCAUGCUCGAUACGGGAUGCGCCUUUCAGCCCUUUCACCACCCUCAGGCUUGCAUCGGCCGUAG